AUGGAGUAUGAGAAUUCAAGUAUAGAGGUGGUAGUAGAUAAUUGUGAAAGCAUAAAUGAAGGAAAUUGUGAAAGCAUAAAUGAAGGAGUAGAUAAUUUUGAAGGCAUAAAUGAAGGAGUAUCUAAUUUUGAAGCCAUAAAUGAAGGAGAAGAUAAUAUAAAUGAGAAUGAGGAAGAUGAGAAUUUGGUUAUUGAUUUUGAGCAAAUUUGUGAAGAAGUGGAAAAUGUUGUUAAUGAAGGAAGAGUCGAGGUUUUUGACAAUCACCCUGGAGGGUAUGAAAGACUUUCUUUUUGUAAAAAGGACAUAUACAAUAAAAUUGGAAGGCAAAGAAGGUUGGAAGGUUUGGAUUCUAAAUCUGCCUUGGAAUUUUUGAAUGGUUUAAAAUGCAAUGAUCCUUUAAUGUAUGUUGGUCACACUGUUGAUGACGAAAACAAAUUGCAACAUUUGUUCUGGUGUGAUGGCAUGAUGCAGAUGGAGUAUGAAGUAUUUGGUGAUGUGUUAGCAUUUGAUGCAACAUAUGGGAAAAAUAAGUAUUUAUGUCCUGUAGUUGUAUUUUCUUGUGUUAAUCAUCACAAUCAUAUGAUAGUAUUUGGGAGUGCUAUUGUUUCAAAUGAAACUGAAGAAACAUAUAUUUGGGUACUUGAGCAAUUUGUAGAAGCCAUGAAAGGAAAGUCACCAAUGUCUAUUAUCACUGAUGGUGAUGUUGCAAUGAAAAAUUCCAUAAGAAAGGUAUUUCCUAAUUCACACCAUAGAUUGUGUGCAUGGCACUUAUUAAGGAAUGCGACAACUAACAUUAAGAAGCCGACAUUUACAAAGGAUUUAAGAAAAUGCAUGUUGGGUGAGUAUGAAAUUGGUGAAUUUCGAAAGAAGUGGUCUGAAAUGUUGAACAAGUUUGAGUUGCAUGAUCAUCCUUGGGUUAUAGAGUUAUUUGAAAAGAGGAAGAUAUGGUGUACAACUUAUAUUAGAGGGGCUUUCUUUGCUGGUUUUAGGCAACUUCUCGGUGUGAAGGAUUACAUUCUGAGUUGA
Molecule: messenger RNA, 1026 nt
Organism: Cajanus cajan (pigeon pea)
Lineage: Eukaryota; Viridiplantae; Streptophyta; Magnoliopsida; Fabales; Fabaceae
Source: RefSeq, a predicted model, not a curated record